This is a messenger RNA of Parnassius apollo (apollo), 1230 nucleotides long. The record is from the annotation of a GenBank genome assembly. NCBI's taxonomy places the organism in Eukaryota, Metazoa, Arthropoda, Insecta, Lepidoptera, Papilionidae.
AUGGGUGGAGUAGAUAAAGCCGAUAUGUUGAUUUCUUUAUAUAGGGUUGCUCUGAAAAGCAAGAAAUGGUAUAUGAACAUUUUCAGCCACCUCAUCGACAUUUCUCUGAAUAAUGCAUGGCUUGUGUACAAACGUGAAAUGCAGGAAAUGGGUGAUAAUUCUAUACCAUUGAAAAGGUUUCGAAUCCAAAUUGCAGAUGCACUAAUAAAAUCAGACACGCGUAUAAAAAUUGUAAUAGAGCUGGAGCCAUCUCUAUCCGUCACUGAGCAAAACCUGGCAGACCGAGUUCGGUACAUCCUGCGCUCCAACAUAUUUGGUGACGCCGAACUCGAACGACUACGACGUGAGGCUGUUCCCUCAUCGGAUGGAAAUGCUACGGCUGGGAAUGCGGCGCCACUAAUUGCGCAGCAAACUGCAAAUGUGGACGCUGCAUUCAAUAUUCCAUUUGUGGUUGAUUCAGACGAUGAUGGAAUAGUCCCCCACGAACUAGAGAAAAUGAGGAGCAUAUUGGAAGAGUCGAUGCUGGAAACGCGCAGCAUGCCUCUCGAAAAUCGACCGCGACUUCCCCGCAUACCCCUUAGCAAGCGAAAUCUGGCUGUCGUGCGGGCUCUUAACCCAAUGCUGGUGACCUAUUUGGAAGCCAGCUGGGACCUUUGCGAGACGGACUCAAUUCUUUUUGGCGCCGCACUGGCAGUAUGCCGUAUUAUUGGCGCCAAACUUACCAUGGCUGGACGUGCUACUCAACAAGGUAGUGCCAUCCCAGCCUGGAGAAAAAGGAUCGAGGACCGUAUCGCAAAUGCAAGGGCCCUUAUCGACAGACUGACAAGCUUCAGGUCGGGUAAUAAUAGACCGAGAGUUGUGAGCACCGUUAGAAUGGCGUUUGCUGGGACAAAUAUUGGUUUGUCCCAGCCGGAUAUCACGCAGAAACUAACGGAGCGCAUAGAUGACCUGAAACAAAAAACCGCUGCUUGUGGGAAGCGGAUUCGACGAUUUAGCGAGAGGUCAAGGCGGUUCAACCAGAAUCGUCUCUUCCAGAGUGAUCAGAAGAGGCUCUAUAAAUCAUUGGAGCGACCAGAGGUAUGUGGAGCGGGCCCAGGACCAGAUCAGGCUGACACUGUCGCAUUUUGGCGUGGCCUGUGGUCAGAGCCCGUAAACCACAGCGAGGGCCGUUGGAUGGAAGUUGUGGCGAGACAGAGUACAAGUGUUACACCUAUGGACCCGUCACCAUAA